CUUGAGCUCAGCGUGUCAGAUAAUCACAUUGAGAGAACAAAAGCUUUCACUGCCCCAGGAAUUAAUCCCAACUACGUUAUCAAUACAGUGGGCAUGGUAAUGAAGACGUGUGCGUAAAGCACGGGGGGCGGCAAGAGGCAGGAAACGGAAACCAUGACGCACAGUGUCGUCAUCCUUCAAACACCUCUGGCUGCACUCCAAUCCAGAAGUGAAUUAGAAAAAUGAACAUAUUAAACACCGAUUGUACUCGACUUCGUAAAUCUCACAUCGAAUCGGGUCAGGCCGGCAUUUCUGCGCUGAUUUGUGUUUGAUUUGGUCAAGGAAAACUUCAAUGAAGGCCCAUAUUGUGAUUAGGCUACUGAAAAAAGACAACAUUUUAUCAGAGGGAAGAUUUUGUAGUUUAGUGGAACAAAUACUCCCAAAGUGCCAUAAAUAUAUCUUCUGAAACCACCAGAUAGAAAUCUCAAUUUUGAAAUAGCACAUAAUAUACAGGCUGGUUGAGUUCCCCGUUGCUUUACAUUUAUAAAAAUCUAAUAUUAUCAGAGAGAAGUAAAAUCAGUUUUUCCCUGCUAAUACUUGCACUGAGAAGAUGUCUAGUAGCCUACAUUUUCAUGAAGUCAGUGCUUCAUUUAUUGAGAUGUUAAAAACAGUAUCAAGAACAUUCUUUGUCCAAAUAACUGUUAAUAUUGCCAUCUAGUGGACGACCUCCUCAUUGCCUCAUAAACCAGUGGGUGCUUUUAACCGUUUUAACUGAGAAAUUGUGAUAUUAUGAGACAUGUGCUUCACUUCAAUGAAACAGGAGGAGGAGGAGAUCUCCCCCUUUACCCCCCCUGGACUCUUGUCGGGACCUCAGAGCAGAGAGGGCUUGAGCAGGGGAAAGGUUAAGAAGAUGAAGAAGCUGGUCGUGUUUUUGCUGUGCCUGGUCCUGUUGACCGUCUAUACAGAUGCCAACCCUAUCAUCACAGAGGACUCCGCUAAGCAGCUGUUGCGCAGCAAGAGGCAGGAGCCUCCAAUGAAGGCUGGCCAUCCCGACGAGCCAAUGAGGGAGCAUCUGCUGCACAUGCAGGCUCUGGAUCAGAGGGCCCAGGAAAUCAACAUGGAGAACUGGCUGAACCCUCACUGCUACCCUCGCUGUGACCGGAACUACGGCUACCCUGUCUGAUGAGUGAUGAACCAGAGGUGUCGACAUGGACUCAAAGAUGGCAACAACGAAAAUGAAAAGAUGAAAUAAUCUCUCCUGAAAUGUCCAUGGCUGCUAUAAUGGCCAUACAUAUAAUCUUUGUUACAGCUGUGUAGUGUAAUAUAAUCUUUAGACUGCUUUUGUUGUCCUGACCAUGUUUCAUGUAUCUGAGUGAAAUGUAUUUCCUUUUACGAAUAAACAGAAUGCACAAUGCUUUCUCUGUGGGA
Notolabrus celidotus (New Zealand spotty) is the source of this 1407-nucleotide messenger RNA. It is a transcript of the gene c7h17orf67, whose product is annotated as chromosome 7 C17orf67 homolog. The transcript is spliced from 5 exons. Bases 776 to 1162 code for a protein of 128 amino acids. The record is from RefSeq and is a predicted model, not a curated record. Lineage: Eukaryota; Metazoa; Chordata; Actinopteri; Labriformes; Labridae.